UCAGUAUUGGACUAUGAAUCGUCACCGGAUCAUCACAACAGUACAAUACUAAAUUUGGAUUAUGAAACAGAUUCAGGAAUUGCUGAAUCAUCGUCUGAUACAACUCUAGAUGAUAGUCACUCAAGAUAUAUACAUACAAAACCACGGGUCUUGCUGUCAAAAUUACCAACAUCAUCAAAACCAACCUCACAUCCAUCCAUACUUCCAGUUUAUGCUCGGUCAUAUACCCCGAUACAUCAAUGGUAUCCAAAAAAUCGUCAACUAUUAUAUGCUAAACCAACUAUUCUGGAAUGGAAACGACCUUCUGCUGUUGAACGUCGUGUUACCAGGACAAAUUAUGAUGAAUAUUAUGACAGAUUAUUAAAUUCACUUGAUUAUGAACAGCCGUCAUUUACCAAUUAUAGUAAAAUAUACGACAUAAAUACACCGUACAGUGCAAGAUGGCGACCAUUGCCAGCACAUAGCCGUUAUUAUAGUAUUAAAAGACUUUCCUACGAUACAAUUUUGUGUAAAAGAGAUAAUAAAGCAUUUAUAGCAAAACGGAGCUACAAUGUCCCAAAAUGGGUUCAACGCUUAGUUGCUAUACUUUCUUAA
Didymodactylos carnosus is the source of this 594-nucleotide messenger RNA. Lineage: Eukaryota; Metazoa; Rotifera; Eurotatoria; Philodinida; Philodinidae. The record is from the annotation of a GenBank genome assembly.